Molecule: messenger RNA, 3248 nt
Organism: Cylas formicarius (sweet potato weevil)
Lineage: Eukaryota; Metazoa; Arthropoda; Insecta; Coleoptera; Brentidae
Product: palmitoyltransferase ZDHHC11
Exons: 8
Coding region: 83-1819 (578 amino acids)
Biological process (GO): peptidyl-L-cysteine S-palmitoylation; protein targeting to membrane
Cellular component (GO): endoplasmic reticulum; Golgi apparatus
Molecular function (GO): protein-cysteine S-palmitoyltransferase activity
Source: RefSeq, a predicted model, not a curated record
GCGACGCGUCCCCGCACGUCCGUCAUGACCUCUACGCCGUCGUGGUUAUCUUCUCCGUCGCCGUCCGCGCCCCCCGGCCCUUAUGUUGUCCCCCCAGGUGGCGAACGGCGGUGAGCCGCUGGCCCCACGUCACAGCGGCCGUCUGCGCAGGCAGCACGGUUUCCAGCCGCCCCUCAAUCCGCUCCAAGUGGUCGGCUGGCUCACGCUGGCCGCCCUCGCCGGCGGCUCCUACCUGGUGCUGGUGCCGGCGUUGCCGCCACACGCGCAACCGGCCGCCGCCGCCGCGUUGUCCGUCCUGUUGCUGGUCCAUAUUUCGACCCACCUAUCGGCCACCCUCGUGGACCCUGCCGAGGAGGCUCUACGUUCGAGGGAACCGAAACCGGUGCCCUUGCUGGACCGCACAAAACACUCUCACGUGAUCGAGGGCGGCGUCUGCCACCUGUGCCACAUCCAAGUCACCGCUAGGACCAAGCACUGCAGCGCCUGCAACAAGUGCGUGGCCAAUUUCGACCACCACUGCAAGUGGCUGAACCACUGCAUCGGUGGCCGCAACUACAGCGUGUUCCUCAUGUGCGUGAGCAGCGCCAUCGCCGCGGCCGUCUUGGUAUUCGCAUUGGCCGUAGCCAACUUGGUCUACCAUCACACGUUGAAACAGGGCGACGAAGACGAGGACCUAUCGACCGAGGAAGCGAAGGACUACGGUCCCCCUUCGAAGUCCAACGUUUCGGCGCAGGUGUCAUCGUCUCUGCCGUCCAGCGACGCGGCAUUUCUCGCGAUCGUCGCGGCGCUGGGUCUGUUGGCGGCCAUUACUGCCGGUCUCCUACUUCACCUGUGCUUCUUCCACAUCUACAUAUCUUUCCUGGGGCUGACUACUUACGAAUACAUCCGGCAACAGCGCCAAUCUCGGGCUCUGACGCGCGACCAACACGCGCAGGACGCGCCACGCCACGAGCAAGAAAACGGAUACAUUAAUUCAACUUUGCGUCACAGACCGGUGAACCUCCAGUGCGACGGGCGCACGCGUACAACCUUCUUCAGCUGCACGGUGCUAGAAGAAACGUUCUCUAGUUGCAACACUGAGCCGACCCCUACCCCACCGACCACCCCGCAGGACUGUCAAAUGUGCAUUAUAAACAACAAUGCGGUCGCGCCAGAGGCCAAAGUUUCCCUCAAGAAAGUACAUCGGAAGUGGAACUGUUGCGUCUCGGUUCCCGAUAGUCCAGACGACCCCAACAGCCCGUCCGAGCCGCGUUGUCUCAUGUCCCUCUGCAGGCACAAGGCCAAAAGCAAAAAACUGCCGUCCGCUUUGGAGGGCAGGCCGCAUAGGACGCACGGCCAUUGGUCCAGCGCAAAACUCAGAAUGUUGUUUCGUGUUUUAGGGAAUUUAGGCCAGCAUAGGCGCCGAAACCAGCAGCAACAGCAGCACGCUCAAGCUCAAUUACCGAAAACCAACCAAAUUGUGCCUCUAUCUAGCGACACGGGUAGCAACGAUCCCUCCAUUCGGACGAUUAACAAUUUGGUUCCCGUUGCCGAUUAUCCGGACGCAUCGUACGGACCUAAUGCGGCUACACUCCCCCGAAGAAGGGUAAUCAGCGAAACCGAACUGGCCAACGCGCUGACGCUCCUUCAACAGCAGCAGCAACAGCAGCGCUGCGGCCGGAGACCCUCCUACAGGAGAAAACGGCGUAGCGUGGUUCACCGUCCUAAAACGCCCGCCCUGUCGCCGAUCAGGGAAAGCGGGCUCAGCAACCCAGCCUCUCCGUCCCGUCAAACGUGCACCGUGUCGGCGAUCAGCGGAUCAUGCACCAGGCCGUUAUGAAUAUUAAUAAUUUAUUCGUAACUUUUCGAUUAUUCGCUACGCGCGGCUCAGUAGAUCAGAUUACCCACCAGAUUAAAUAUUAUAAAAGAAGACACCUCACAAACCAAAUCACGUACUUAAUAUACGUGGAUUACAAUUUAACUAUUUUUCUAAGCCGGAGUGAGUUUGUAAGCAUAACGUAUAGGAAUCUAAUGCCCAGUUUUUGAUCUCUCGUCCCGGGAUAUUAAUACGUUUUAAAUUUUACUGAAAUAAUAAUACGCGUACCUAUAACUGGCAUCAAGUCUAACUGAACACUGAAACUUUCUUAUUUUUUGAAUCUGAAAUUCUUAUUGCCUUUUCAAUAAAAACAGACGGAUGAGUACUUACCGUAUUCUUGUCCGACUUCGAGGGCCAAAUUUUUUCUUCGUAAAAUUUGCAAAGUAUACAGAGCGUUUAAAAAAAUAUGCGUGAAUGCUCGGCUGGAAAUUCAUCCAUAAAAAACUUACCAUUAGGGAAGGCACUGGACGUCAUAAUUUUUAUCUAGUUCAAGCAUUUAGGGACCUGUUUUUAUAUGAAUUUUUUGAAUGACGAAUCAGCCUGUAUGAAGUGCAGAAACGUUAUUAUCUCGAGAAUUACACAAUUGAUGACAAAUCUAAAAUAUAUAUUUUACAAAAAAAUUGUCCAACGACACCAAACAAAACACACGUAGGUCUUAUCUGAACUUUUUGUUUUCGAUUCUCGGUAGGUGGCGCUGUAGUCGCUUAGAAAUUUUGGUUUAUGGAACCUGAAAAGGUUUCAAUUGUUUUCUUGACCAAUUUCAACAAACCAAGAUCUGCUCUAUGGCGAGAGUCACGUGAAAAUCCAAUAUUUCAUUCCACUUGAACCUUGGGGUCGCUUUAGCUGUCUUCUGAUAAAUUACAUAAUACUUUUUUUUUAUUCAUCACUUCUUGGGAAAUAAGAUACGAGAAUUGAAAAAAGCUUCAAACAAACCGUUUCUUUUAUUCAAUAUUUAAAUGAUUUUUAAAAUUAAUUUUGAUCAAUUGUGUAAUUCAUCAGAUACUCCACUUUCUCUGGCAUAUAUUAAGUACAAACCACAUAAAACCGUCCUCUAUGACGCUCCGAGCAAUUACUGGGCUUGUUUCCGUAUUUUGAUUCCGUCUAUAAUUAUUGUUACAUAUUAUAGGGUUUUGUCUAAUUAUCGAGAUGAUAUUAGGUGUUUGUCAAGCGAAAACCUUUUGUGGCUUUGCGGCGCCAGUACGACGAGUACAUGUAAUUAAAUAUUUAUAAAAACUGUGUUACGAUUUACAGAAAUCAUUAUAUGAACUGCAUUAAAUUUUUUUAUAAAUUUUAAGACUUCAUAAAGUCACCAAAUAAAUGCUACACAGGUAUUGUCCCAAGUUUCGUUGUGUGUGAAAAAAUUCGAAGUGCGCAUUAAUUCAAGUUUUGUACA